AUGACCCUGACGGAGACGGAGGCGCAGCCUUCCUACACGGAAAAUAUCCUCCGCCUCUUUCCCGAAAUCAACACACAGCUCGCGACUCAGACCCGCUCUGCUACUCAGGAUCAGGAUCUUGCUGGCUACGAUGAGGAGCAGAUUCGCUUAAUGGACGAAGUGUGCAUUGUGUUGGAUCAGGACGACGCGCCGAUUGGAAGCGCCAGUAAAAAGGUGUGCCAUCUCAUGGACAACAUCAACAAAGGCCUCCUGCACCGCGCAUUCUCCGUCUUCCUCUUCGACUCCCAAGACCGAUUACUUCUCCAACAAAGAGCUUCCGAAAAGAUUACAUUCCCCGAUCUAUGGACCAAUACCUGCUGCUCACACCCAUUGGGCAUUCCGGGUGAAACUGGCGCUACUCUUGAGGCUGCCGUCGCAGGUGUGAAGCGGGCAGCGCAACGAAAGCUGGAUCAUGAGCUGGGCAUCAAGAAGGAGCAGGUUCCCGUGGAGAAGUUUGACUUCCUCACCCGGAUACACUAUCUCGCGCCAAGUGACGGCAAGUGGGGAGAGCACGAGAUUGAUUACAUACUGUUCAUCAAGGCAAAUGUGGACCUGGAUAUCAACCCCAACGAAGUGCAGGCAACGAAGUAUGUGUCCGCGGAUGAGUUGAAAGAGAUGUUCAAGGACGACACGCUCAAAUUCACUCCGUGGUUCAAACUCAUUUGCCAGAGCAUGUUGUUCGAGUGGUGGGAGCACCUGAAUGGAGGACUCGAGAAGUACAAGGGCGAAACGCAGAUCAGACGUAUGUAG
Ramularia collo-cygni is the source of this 789-nucleotide messenger RNA. Its product is annotated as probable isopentenyl pyrophosphate:dimethylallyl pyrophosphate isomerase. Gene Ontology annotation, cellular component: cytoplasm. NCBI's taxonomy places the organism in Eukaryota, Fungi, Ascomycota, Dothideomycetes, Mycosphaerellales, Mycosphaerellaceae. Gene Ontology annotation, biological process: isoprenoid biosynthetic process; isopentenyl diphosphate biosynthetic process. The transcript has a single exon. Gene Ontology annotation, molecular function: isopentenyl-diphosphate delta-isomerase activity. The coding region runs from base 1 to 789 and encodes 262 amino acids. The record is from RefSeq and is a predicted model, not a curated record.